Setaria italica (foxtail millet) is the source of this 1685-nucleotide messenger RNA. RefSeq names its product transcription factor MYB2. The record is from RefSeq and is a predicted model, not a curated record. Gene Ontology annotation, biological process: regulation of DNA-templated transcription. Gene Ontology annotation, cellular component: nucleus. The transcript is spliced from 2 exons. Lineage: Eukaryota; Viridiplantae; Streptophyta; Magnoliopsida; Poales; Poaceae. Gene Ontology annotation, molecular function: DNA-binding transcription factor activity; sequence-specific DNA binding. The coding region runs from base 259 to 1203 and encodes 314 amino acids.
CUUUCCAAGUCCACGGCGCAAGCCAACCCAACCCAACCCAACCCAACAUCUCUCUAUAAAAGGCUCCAUCUCCCGCCCUUUUCACCAUAAUCCUCCAAACUCCUCUCCUCUUCCAUACUCCAUUCUCGGCUACCCAGCUCAUAGCUCUAGCUCUCUGAAAACUGCUUACUUGCCCUACGUCUCCUGCGUGCUAGCUGCUUGCCGAUCGGCACACACAGCUAUCUUGCUCAAGCUAAGCUUGUCGAUUGUUUGGUGAAGAUGGCGCCGCGUGAUCAGCGAGAGAUGAGCAGCGACGAGGAGUCGGCGGCGUCGGGGGACCUCCGCCGCGGGCCGUGGACGGUGGAGGAGGACCUGCUGCUCGUCAACUACAUCGCCGUGCACGGCGAGGGGCGCUGGAACGCGCUGGCGCGAUGCGCAGGUCUCCGGCGGACUGGCAAGAGCUGCCGGCUCCGGUGGCUCAACUACCUCCGGCCGGACCUCCGGCGCGGCAACAUCACGGCGCAGGAGCAGCUGCUCAUCCUGGAGCUGCACUCGCGCUGGGGCAACCGCUGGUCCAAGAUCGCGCAGCACCUCCCCGGCCGCACCGACAACGAGAUCAAGAACUACUGGCGCACGCGCGUGCAGAAGCACGCCAGGCAGCUCAACUGCGACGUCAACAGCCAGCAGUUCAAGGACCUCAUGAGGUACCUCUGGAUGCCGCGCCUCCUCGAGCGCAUCGGCUCCGGAGACGGCGCCGACGUCGCCACGACGGCGUACGACGCGCCGCUGCCCCAGCUCCCGGCGUCGUGGCCCGUCGACGAUGUCGAGCUGUCCUGCACCACCGACGCGUCGUCGUCGUCCGUCUCGACCGACGGCACGUACCAGCAGCAGCUGCUGCAGCACCAACUCGUGUCGCCGCCACCACCACCGGCGCCCUCCGCCGCCUUUGGCGAGAGCGCGCCCAGCGGCAACAACGAAGGAUCCUACUCCUACAGUAACAGCAGCAGCAACGCUGCUGCCAUGUGGGACACGUUGUGCCAACCACCACCACAAACAGACUGCCACCCGACGACGGUCGCCGAGACUGCUUGCAGCUGGUCCGACGAGUCGCUGCUGCUCCCGGGUCUCUCCGGCGACAUGGGGAUGGGGUUGUCGGAGCUCGGCGACACCAUGUGGGGCGCCGGCGCCGACGACCUGUGGUACACGCAGAUAAUGGGGUUGUGAAAGCAAGUCCGCCGCUUGGAUUUGACGACAGCGUCCACCGUACGCGACGGGCAGCCAGACCUUGAAAGAUCACAGACAGGAAACGUACUCAAGACGGGCUAGAGGAAGGAGAAGCUUAUUAUUGGGGGGCUUCGGUUUGAAGAUUCAAAACAAAUCAUCAUCUUCUUUCCGCUUUGCCCGCCAAUAAUUUCUUCCCCAGUUCUUGCCCAUCAUCACAUCUCUCCUCUUAGUAUACUACUACUACUACUGCACUGUGCUUUCUAGCUUUAGUUUGGAGUAGCAGUAGCGCACUAGCAGUUUAAUGACCAUGAGGUUAACUACACUACUACAGUAGUAGCUUGGUUGUUUUUAGUUUCUGCUGCUUGCUUUCCUCCAUUAAUUCUUUGUGGGUAAAUACGGAGUGGUUAUUGGUUUGUAACUAUGUGUCAUGUCUGAUGAUCCUGGAAGGUCGAUGGAAAUAAAAAGUUGAAAUACCACCUGCA